Molecule: messenger RNA, 1756 nt
Organism: Canis lupus familiaris (dog)
Lineage: Eukaryota; Metazoa; Chordata; Mammalia; Carnivora; Canidae
Product: COUP transcription factor 2-like
Exons: 2
Biological process (GO): cell differentiation; anatomical structure development; negative regulation of transcription by RNA polymerase II
Molecular function (GO): retinoic acid binding; zinc ion binding; nuclear receptor activity
Source: RefSeq, a predicted model, not a curated record
GAAACCAAAAAAGUGAAACCAAGAGAAACAAACAAAACAAAUACAUUGGUCCAGACAACCAACUGAUAAAACUUUGCAAAAGAGAAACAAAAAAGAAAAAAGUAACCAACCUCAACCAACCAGAGCCCGAGCCAGCCGGGGGCGCCCUCCUACAUCCUGUCGCACAGUCACACACACAAAAGGCUGUGCGACUGAACCCGAGAUCAGAAGCCGCCAUAGUCCACAGCCAGGGGAGCAGGAACGACCCACGCGGCCCCCACGGAUAUGGAAAAGGUAACGGACACCGGGCCCCCCCCCCAGGAUGAGAUGCCUGGCUCGCAGGGCAGCCAGGUCUUACAGGUGCCUCCUGGGCCAGACCCACCACCCCCCAGUGCCCAGUACGAGCCGCAGACACCCAGCAAAGAGGGCCCAGCCCGCACACUGGAGGAAAUGGCGGCUGGCAGCGAGGGCACCCUUGGUGGCUCCAGUGGUGACAAGGAGCAGCGGCAGCCGCCCAUCAAUUGCCUGGUGUGUGGCGACAAGUCAAGCGGCAAGCACUAUGGCCAAUUCACCUGCGAGGGCUGCAAGAGCUUCUUCAAGCGCAGUGUGGGCAAGAACCUGACCUUCACAUGUCAAGCCAACCAAGAUUGUCGCGUUGACCAGUACCGCCGCAACCAGUGCCAGUUCUGCCGCCUCAAAAAAUGCAUCGACGUGGGUAUGAAACGGGAAGCGGUGCACAGGAACAGGAUGCUGCCCGCGCCGCCGCCCCAAGGGCAGUUUACGUUGGCCAACGGGGAAAUUCUCAACUCCCAGACUAACCUGUCUGGAUAUAUUUCUCUGCUGAUCCACGCCGAGCCAUAUCCGCUGUCUGGGUCAGGCAGCCAGGACGUGCAGCCCAACGAUGUCUUGAUCCUUGAGAAUAUCUGCGAACAGGCUGCUCGUGUGCUCUUCGGUGCUGUUGAAUGGGCCCGGAAGAUACCUUUCUUCCCUGACCUGGAGGUGAAUGACCAAGUGGCCCUGCUUCACCUCACCUGGUGUGACCUGUUCAUGCUCAACUGGGCACAGUGCUCCAUGCCCGCCCAGGUCCUCCCCUUCCUGGCCGCCACCAGCUUACACACCUCCCCGGGGUCCUCCGACCAGGUGGCCGUCUUUACGGAAAACGUACAGAUGCUCCAAGACCAAAUGGAGAAGUUCAAAGCUCUGCACGUCGACCCUGCCGAGUACAGCUGCCUCAAGGCCAUCAUCCUGUUUGCUCCAGAUGCCCCUGGUCUCUCUGAUACAGUCAAUGUGGAAAGCUGGCAGGAAAAGUCCCAGUGUGCGCUGGAACAAUACGUUAGAAGGCAGUACUCCAACCAACCAAUGAGAUUCGGAAAGCUUUUGCUUCGCCUCACUUCUCUCCGCGCAGUCCCCUCCUCAGUGGUAGAGCAAUUAUUUUUUGUCCAUUUGGUGGGUAAAACCCCCAUCAAAAUCCUUAUCCGAGACAUACUACUGUCAGGUGGCAGUGGUAACUAGCCAUAUAUGGCAAUUAAAAAAAAUAAAACGAAAAGAAGAGGAACGGAAGCAGAGAAAGAGAAAAGGCAAAAUACUGGUUUGUUUAAAUUCUUCUGUUAAAGGGUAUAUGUUGCAAGUUCACUAAAAGAAGAGAAGGAAAUAAUUUAAUGGACGGUUAGUUUAAAAAAAAAUAGUCUGUCGAAUGAACUUUCACAGAAUAUCCCCCCAAAAAACAACAACAAAAAAAAACUAAAAACAAACAAUAAACAAACUCAAAAAAAAAAAA